AUGGUGAACCGAUUCAUCCUUUCCGCGUUCUUCUUACUCAUAUUGGGAGUUGCCUCAGUGUCGGCGAUCGACAAAUAUGACAAUGGCACCUAUAUUAUCACUGCUCCAGCCAUAAUACGCCCUGGUCUUCCGACCAUGAUCAACGUAAACAUUCUGAGAGCACCUCAAGCUGUAACAACUACGGCCAAGAUCGUAUCAAAAAAUGGCACGAUUAUGUCCCAAAAUAGUGACACAUUCUAUAAAGGUACACCAAAAUCAAUGACAUUGCAGGUACCGAAAAACCUGAAAGAUGACAAUUAUGUAUUACUUGUCCAAAGCAGUGGGGGUUUAAGCUUUAGUCAAAACAAAUCUAUCAAAGUUAGUACUAAAACAAGCUCCCUAUUUAUUCAAACCGACAAAGCCAUUUACAAGCCUGGGCAAACAAGUAUCUUGACAAAAGAUUAUCCUCUUGCGGAUGAGCCACCUCUUGGCAAGUGGACUUUACGUAUCGUAACCAAGGAUGAUAAAGCGGAAAAAAGCUUUGAGAUUAAAGAAUAUGUACUUCCAAGAUUUAAUACGAAGGUUACGUUGCCAUCGUUUGGUUUGAAUACCGAUGACAAGCUUACGAUAUCCAUCUCAGCAAAAUAUACCUAUGGUAUGCCGGUCAAAGGUGUAGCAUAUAUUAAGUUGAACCCAAAAUACUGGUAUUCUAGAGGCUCAAAAAUUCCUGAAAUUAGAAAGGAAGAAAAGAUCGAUGGGUAUUUAAACAUAUCAGUUCCAACAUCCGAUAUUAAAUGGCAUUUAAACAAAAAUAAAGAACUAAAUUACUUCAAUUUACUGGUCAACGUCAUCGUUAUGGAAAAGUUAACGAGUAUCAAGGAAAAUGGAACCUCCAGCAUGACUUAUUAUUCACGGCCUUAUCGUGUUAAUGUCGUGUCAUCAACGUCUGCCUUUAGACCAGGAAUGCCUUAUCAUGCUAUGCUGGCAGUAGUUCAACCUGACGGUAAGGCCGUAGCUGCAUCACUUUCCGAUUAUUUGACUGCAUAUUACGGCACUAAAUCAAAGUAUUCUUGGACUGCGUAUCAUUAUCCAUCGAUGUGGCGAAGCAAUAACAAAGAAUAUAUUCAAUUGGUAAAUACUUCCAGUUCAUUAAAGAUUGGAAGCACAGCUACAUUUGAUGUUCUUUCAAGCAAGGGUAUAAGUGGUGUGCGUUUAACGUUUGAAGUAACUUCCAGAGGAGCGAUCGUGGCUAGCGGUAGCUUGGAUACUACCGGCCAAAAAACUUCACUUUCUUUUACGGUAACCCAAAAAAUGGCCCCAACAGCUAGGGUUCUAGCCUAUUAUAUAGGCGAUAAUUACGAAGUGAUAGGAGACAGUUAUCAAUUUCAAGUGGAUGGUCUCUUUGAAAAUAAGGUUUCUCUUAACUUUGAUAAAUCUACUGAAGCACCAGGCAAAAAUAUCAAGCUUAAAGUAAAAGCAUCACCAUAUUCCCAUGUUGGCGUACUUGCUGUUGAUCAGAGUGUUUUACUUAUGAAAACUGGAAAUGAUUUGAGCGUCGCAGAUGUAAAAAAAGAAAUUCAAAGUUAUGGUGGUAACAACUAUUAUCCGGAUUAUCCGAUAGCAUUUAAGCGAUCCGUAGAAUUUAAACGGACAGUUAUGCCGGGCGGCGGAUACUAUUCCUCUAACAGUAUGAAAGGAGCAUUCAAACAAGCUGGAUUGGUCAUAUUGACAGACGCAUUAGUAUCUGGCAGCUCAUAUCCUCCAAUGUAUAUGUUGGAGGAUGGUGCCAUGGCACCAAACGCUCAAGCAGGGAAUGCUAACUUGGCAAAUAAAGAAGAAGGUGGUGAGGUUGCUCAACCUUUGUACGUGCGAACUUUUUUUCCAGAAACCUGGCUCUGGUCGGAUAAGAAUGCAAGCUCGUCUGGUGAGGUAGUAAUCAAUAGCCUGAUGCCUGAUACAAUAACUUCAUGGGUUGCAAGUGCAUUCGCUGUUUCUAGUGCAACCGGGUUUGGCUUAUCACCAACCCAUGCUAAGGUUCGAGGUUUUCAGCCUUUCUUUGUGAAUCUGAAUCUGCCCUAUUCUGUAAUUCGUGGAGAGCAUAUGGCGCUGCAAGCAGUUGUAUUCAAUUAUCUGUCUACGGAUUUAGUUGUUACACUAGUUCUAGAGAGCUCCAGUAACUGGCAGAAUAUCGAUCUAAUAAACUCAAAAAUUAUAGGAAGUGGUUCACAACAAUAUCAGCUAUUGGUAAAGGCAGGACAGGCUGCGAGUACCUAUUUUCCAAUAAUGCCCAUGACAAUAGGAAGUAUUCCGAUUCUUGUAAAGGCUUCGUCGAAUGUAGCUUCGGAUGCAGUUGUACGACAGCUUCGAGUUGAGCCGGAAGGAAUUAAACAGCACUACACGGAGAAUUAUAUGAUACAACUUAGUAACGGUGGUAGAGCAAGGCAUACUUUUAAAGUUUCUUUACCUCCGCAUCUGGUUAGUGGUUCUACCAGCGCGAAAGUUAAUGUAAUAGGUGACUUAAUGGGACCUAGCAUUAGUAACCUGGAUAGUUUACUUCAAAUGCCAUACGGGUGUGGUGAGCAAAAUAUGCUUGGUUUUGCUCCUGAUAUUUACAUUAGUAAGUAUUUGACUGCCACCAACCAAGCUACCUCGAGGAUCCUAGAUAAAGCCAAACGUUACAUGACCAAAGGUUAUCAAAAAGAAUUGACGUAUCGUAGAAGCGCUGGUUCCUACAGUGCAUUCGGAAAUCGCGAUAAAGCAGGAAGCAUGUGGUUAACAGCAUUUGUUGUAAAGUGCUUUUCGCAAGCCAAACCUUUCAUCUAUAUCGAUCCUAAAGUAACACAACCAAGCAUAGAUUGGAUAAUUAAAAAGCAAAAUUCGGAUGGAACAUUCCAAGAACCUGGUAGAGUCAUCCAUAAAGCAAUGAAGGGUGGAGUCACAAAUGAUAUUACGUUGGCAGCGUUUGUUUUAAUUGCCAUGCAAGAGAGCGGUGUUACCUCUUCGUCGGUCACAAGCGCAAUAACUAAGACUCAACAAUACUUGGAGGAUAAGAUUAGUACCAUAAGUAGUAGUUAUACAAUGGCCAUUGUUAAUUAUGCUUUAACACUAACACGUAGUACGGCUGCCAAAACAGCGUUUGCUAAAUUAAAGCAAAUGGCCAUGACUAAAGAUGGUGCCACUUAUUGGAGCGCUGUUAAAGAAGCUGGUAAGCAAACUGGACGAUGGUAUCCACCAUACGGUCAAUCAAACUCUUUAAAUAUCGAAGCUACUAGCUAUGCGUUGAUGACUUACGUGCUAAAUAAAGAACUAGCGGCAGCAGCUCCAAUAGCAAAGUGGCUAUCAAUGCAAAGAAAUAGUAUGGGUGGAUUCUCUUCAACUCAGGAUACCUGCGUAGCCCUUGAAGCUCUGUCACGGUAUGCAGCUAUGGUGUAUGGGUCUGACUUAAAUGCUGAUAUUUACAUUCGGUCGACCAAUAAUACCAGCUUUUUGAAACACUUUAAAAUAAACAACGCAAACGCCGUAGUUUUACAACAGACUGAUGUUCCUGCCGGACAAGGAGAUAUAAUGCUAGAAGCUAAUGGUACUGGCAUUGGCUUGGUGCAGUUGGGUGUUCAAUACUACGUAGUCAAGGAUCCUCUUGACCAAUCGUUUGAAGUAGAAGUUACUGUACUUGACCACAGUACAACUGAAAUUAUUUAUGUCAAAUCAUGUGGGAGAUGGAAUAGCGGCGGAACUUCAGGCAUGGCAAUAAUGGAAAUAGGCGUUCCAUCUGGGUUUAGUGCUAAUCAGAAUAAAUUGCGUGAGAUCGUUAAAUCGAAUACCUUAUCAAUAAAAAGAUACGAAAUGUCAGGAAGUCACGUUGUUCUCUAUUUCGAUGAGCUUACGAACAAUAAAAAAUGUGUCACGGUUAUGAUGGAACGAACAGUCCCGGUAGGCUUGUUGAAGCCUGUUCCGGUUAAAGUAUUUGACUAUUACGAGCCAGAAAAACAAGCAUCAGCUUUCUACAAAGUCAGCAAAUUAAGUACCGGAAGCCUCUGCAAUGCUUGUUCGAGUUGUGUCGGAUGCACUAGUGGUUCUGCGAAAUCAUCGUAUAGUUUCGUAUUGAUUGCAUUGAUAACGUUACUUCUAGCUAAUAUGUAUUAG
Molecule: messenger RNA, 4122 nt
Organism: Trichoplax adhaerens
Lineage: Eukaryota; Metazoa; Placozoa; Uniplacotomia; Trichoplacea; Trichoplacidae
Exons: 34
Coding region: 1-4122 (1373 amino acids)
Cellular component (GO): extracellular region
Molecular function (GO): endopeptidase inhibitor activity
Source: RefSeq, a predicted model, not a curated record